Molecule: messenger RNA, 1041 nt
Organism: Peniophora sp. CBMAI 1063
Lineage: Eukaryota; Fungi; Basidiomycota; Agaricomycetes; Russulales; Peniophoraceae
Source: the annotation of a GenBank genome assembly
AUGCCGGCGAUGCCGCCGCGCAAAAGGGCUUCGUCAUAUGCUCAGCGCCAUAGCCGCCAGCUCGAGAUGGAAGAUCCGCGACUUGCUAUAAGGUGCCAACUUAAGAAGAUGUAUGUACGUGGAGCUCGGACACCAUCUCCUCGCCCUCUCGACAUGUCGGACCCCGGUUUAUUCGCCUCUUUGCACCAACUUCUUUCGGUACAAAACCUGAGUCUUGUUUGUGCCGGUAUAUAUUUUCAGGAUCUGAUCGCCCACUUGGAUUUCGACUGGGAUCUCCUUCGACGCCCCGAAAAGGAUCGUGCUCCUGCGGCGCGCAUCGCCAAGUGGACCUACCUCGCUUGCCGAUUCCUCCUCAUAAUUGCCGAACUUUGUCAAAUACUGUUGACAUUUCUAUCGCAAGCGGAUUGCGGAGCCAUGAUCAAACUUCAAACCAUCAGCAGCUUUCUAUCUAUCUCUUGUUGUUCAUCGUUGUUAUCCAUCAGGGUUGCGGCCGUUUGGAGAUGGGAUAAGCGCAUCAUCGCAGUGCUCACGGCGGUGUUAUUAGCACUGCUAGGCUUCCUAAUCUACCUGUGUGUAGGAGAACUCACGUUCAAUACUCAUGGGGCCAGUAUAGACGGCUGCACCUUCGGUGAUGUGGUACAUGUCAAUCUCCCACCGUCCAUAGGCAUCCUUGUCUGCGACUGUACUAUCUGCACUCUUCUCCUCGCAGGAUUGCAGUUCAAGUGGCGCGAUGCUCGCGACUUCCGCAUGUGGCGUAUACUUUGGUCCCAGGGCCUACUAUAUCUAUUCCUAGCGACAGCGGUGGAAGUUCCAGCACUGGUGCUGUUGAUCCUGAACCUCAGUGAUGCGAUGGACGGGAUGCUUGUCACAGUGGAAGUCCUCGUUCUGGGUAUAGGCGCGACACGCAUGUUCCGGUCACUCAAUGCUACCGUUCGAGAGGACGAGGAUGCUGAACAUUUUACCCAUGCGAAAUCAAUUCCGGGGCAUCAUGAUGACGACCCAUCGAAUGGCAUACGACUGAGAGUCUUCCGAAGGCGAUGA